Molecule: messenger RNA, 1308 nt
Organism: Alternaria triticimaculans
Lineage: Eukaryota; Fungi; Ascomycota; Dothideomycetes; Pleosporales; Pleosporaceae
Exons: 1
Coding region: 1-1308 (435 amino acids)
Source: RefSeq, a predicted model, not a curated record
AUGCCCCGUCUCAAAGAAGGUACUUCGCUAUGGCGAGCUAUAAAGGAAAUGGCAAAUAAUCAGACCGAACCAGGCCAUCCGGCUUCGAUGUCAGUGGUACAGAUGGCAACUGCUGAAGAAACGUUCGAUAUACCCGAACAACAAGAUGCCAAUUCUUCAAAUACGCCCACGACUCAUAUUUCACAACGCGUAACGAGAUCCGGGAGCGGCCACGGUGGAACUUCUCCAUGGGUCCGCCGUACUACGCGCAAUGUGAAUCAGGUUUCUCGGGAUCAAGUUCUAACUGAAGAGGAACAGCUGGAGGCUACUCUGGCUGAAUCUCUGGCACAAGACUCCGCAAUGCCCGCUCAGAAAGACCCAGUAAAGCAGACACGGAAGAGGCCCUCAAAGUCCAGGGGUCUCCUGACUUCGCGGAAAGCGCAGGAAGCAUUAUCUCGACUCCCUGGACAACACACUGCUCUGAAGCUGCCAAAGUUAAGAAUUACAAACGACAGGAUAUUGGUUGUAAGGGAAGUAGACAGCCUAGCGCAAUCGCUGGAUACUGACGAACCAUUGGAUGCUUUCGAUCUUGAGCAAGCUAAGGACCUCGAACGUCAACAACAACUCCUCUCUCUAUCCAUGCUCGAAGGACAGGAAGGCUACAUACCCCCUGUUCAAGGUGAGCAUGAAAGCGCUAUGCGCAGCACGCUUGUUCAUGAUGUGGAUAACGAUGACUUCACUGCUGCAUUUAUCCUAAGGGAGAUGGCAAACAGUGACAUCACCGCUGAUCCUGCGAGUAUGGAUUUUGUCCAGCAACUCAUGAAUCCGGCCGCUCCUGGAACGACUUUGGAGUCGACUAACUUGGCUAAGGAAGAAACCCCGCGCGAGGUUAUACCCCUUCGUCGUUCGACACGAAAGAAGACUGCCGCUGCUCCCGGAGCUGGGAACUCGUCCUCAAAGGCCAUCGAAUCUGAGCAACCGGCACCUGAGCCCUUGAAAUUGGAUGAGGGCGAAGGUUUCAUGCCAUCCGCGGCAAACGACUUCAAGUUUAAGUACGACAGCCCUUCCGGGCUUCAAGCUAAAGAACUUGACGCACUUCUGAAGCCUCCGAGUCGUCCUAAGGCCUUUCCGGCUGAUCUUGCUGGUGAGAAGGCUUUCGGCCAUAAGAGCUACAAAGGUUUUGGUAGUAGGCCGAAGGAGAAUGCUGCAAACGAUAGGGUCAGAGAAAUGGAACUCGAACAUGCGCGAACACAGCAAGACGUAGAUAUGGCUAUGGAGCAAGAGGAUAUGUGGAGCGAGUUGUGGGGCGUUAACGAAUGGGAAGAGUAG